Molecule: messenger RNA, 1167 nt
Organism: Nannospalax galili (Upper Galilee mountains blind mole rat)
Lineage: Eukaryota; Metazoa; Chordata; Mammalia; Rodentia; Spalacidae
Gene: Clpp
Product: caseinolytic mitochondrial matrix peptidase proteolytic subunit
Exons: 6
Coding region: 36-854 (272 amino acids)
Biological process (GO): protein quality control for misfolded or incompletely synthesized proteins
Cellular component (GO): endopeptidase Clp complex
Molecular function (GO): serine-type endopeptidase activity; ATPase binding; ATP-dependent peptidase activity
Source: RefSeq, a predicted model, not a curated record
GGAGUUGUAGUUUGGAAGCCGAGCAUUGCGGCGGCAUGUGGCCCCGAGUGCUGCUCGGGGAGGCCCGGGUGGCGGCGGGUGGGUGUCGCGCGCUGCUGUCUCGCUGCACCAUGCACCUCUCUGCGAGGUGGACACCCAGGAGCGGCUCGGCCAUGCGGCGGAGCCUGCAUGCUACAGCGGCGCGAUCUUUCCCGCUUAUCCCCAUCGUGGUGGAGCAGACGGGUCGAGGCGAGCGCGCCUACGACAUCUACUCCAGGCUGCUGCGAGAGCGCAUCGUGUGCGUCAUGGGCCCGAUAGAUGACGGCGUUGCCAGCCUGGUCAUCGCUCAGCUGCUAUUCCUACAGUCAGAGAGCAACAAGAAACCCAUUCACAUGUACAUCAACAGUCCGGGUGGUGUGGUGACUUCGGGCCUGGCCAUCUAUGACACAAUGCAGUACAUUCUGAAUCCCAUCUGCACGUGGUGUGUGGGCCAGGCCGCCAGCAUGGGCUCCCUGCUUCUCGCCGCUGGCACCCCGGGCAUGCGCCACUCGCUGCCCAACUCCCGAAUCAUGAUCCACCAGCCCUCGGGGGGCGCCCGGGGUCAAGCCACAGACAUCGCCAUUCAGGCUGAAGAGAUCAUGAAGCUCAAGAAACAACUGUACAAUAUCUACGCCAAGCACACGAAACAGACCUUGCAGGUCAUCGAGUCGGCCAUGGAGAGGGACCGCUACAUGAGCCCCAUGGAGGCCCAGGAGUUUGGCAUCUUGGACAAGGUCCUGGUCCACCCACCCCAAGAUGGGGAGGAUGAGCCAGAGCUGGUGCAAAAAGAGACCCCUGCAGUGCCAGCUGACCCUCCUGCCACAGCCAGCACCUGAGAGCCAGACCUGAGCUCCAGGGCUGUGGACAGCUGGGGGACCUCAGUUCCAGGGCUGUGGACAGCUCAGGAACUGUGUCCCUACCUGCUGCUUGUUGUUGAGCCCUGAGGGGCCCCUGGAGAGACUUUGAAUUUGGGGGACUGAUAUGCUUUCACAUGGGGGCAGGUCAGCCUGGCUAAGACACUGUGAUUUUAAAUUAGAUCUUUGUGGUCUUUGUCCUCAUCUGAGACACCUUCAGUCACUGCUUUAAGACACCAGGCGCCUCUAAACUGUCACCCUGAUGCCAACAUGAACCAUCUCUUCUGUCAGCAAA